This is a messenger RNA of Sorghum bicolor (sorghum), 909 nucleotides long. Its product is annotated as photosystem II repair protein PSB27-H1, chloroplastic. The record is from RefSeq and is a predicted model, not a curated record. NCBI's taxonomy places the organism in Eukaryota, Viridiplantae, Streptophyta, Magnoliopsida, Poales, Poaceae. Gene Ontology annotation, biological process: photosystem II repair; photosystem II assembly. The transcript has a single exon. Bases 60 to 578 code for a protein of 172 amino acids. Gene Ontology annotation, cellular component: chloroplast thylakoid lumen; photosystem II.
GCUUGUCACCGCCUUUUUCCUUUUGCCCCUCUCGUCCAGCCGAGCUCACGCCAGUAGAGAUGAGGGCCGCGUCGUCCCCAUUGCCCGCCGCCGUCCUCGCGGCCCCCUCCGCCGCCGCCGCCCUAGUCGUAAAGCCUCUGCCUCGUGCCGCAGCGAAUGGCGGCGGCAGCACAGGCAGGCGCGACGUCGUGCUUGCCGGGACCGGGCUGGGCGCGGCGCUGGUGCUGGCGCUGGGUCCCGUGUGCGGCGCGGCGCGUGCGGCGGACGAUGAGUACGUGAGCGAGACCAAGGAGGUGAUCGGGAAGGUGCGGUCGACCAUCAGCCUGGACAAGUCGGACCCGAGCGUGGCGGACGCGGUGGCGGAGCUCCGGGAGCUGUCCAACUCGUGGGUGGCCAAGUACCGGCGGGAGAAGUCGCUGCUGGGGCGGCCGUCGUUCCGGGAGAUGUACUCGGCGCUCAACGCCGUGUCGGGCCACUACAUCAGCUUCGGCCCCACGGCGCCCAUCCCGGCCAAGCGCCGCGCGCGCAUCCUCGAGGAGAUGGACACCGCCGAGAAGGCGCUCCUCCGCGGCAGGUAGGCGGCCAAACCCCCAGCGAAGCCACGGCGCCCAUGGCCAUCGCCGUCGCCGUCGCCGUGGCUAAACUUGUGGCAGGGAGCGCGCGUGCCCAGCUCAGCGACAACGCUACCAUUUUGUAACUACUGCGAUGUACUCAGUAUAUAUAUGUGCAUGCAUUCGUAUACGUGAUGCGAAUGCGAGCUGUGUUUUCGGCCGGCUGGGGGAGCGUGUCCUGUCACUGUGAGUAAACUAAAAGGUUACCGAGUUUUUGAGGUCUGAGUUUGCGACUUUCAGUCACAUUGUGUAUCGAUCUUGUAAGACUUUCGAAUGAACUACCUAUCUUGUUCAUAAA